CUUUCUGGGCGGUGGUCUACUACCUGAGGCAGUCCAGCUGGGAGUUGUAGUCCCAUCAGCCGCCCUGCAGUCACAGGCUGAAGACACAGUGACUGUCACAUGACGGAGGCACCUACACAGCAGGGGACACUUCCUGGUGAUUUCUUCUUGAACUGGGGAUGUGCUGAGGCUCACACUCUAGCGGGUCACACAGAGCAGGACUGCGGGUGACACUCAGGUGGUCCCUGUGGCUGGCGGGUGAGGACGUGUACCGGUCACUGUACACACGGUGCGUGUUUCCUGCGUGCGGAGUGACGGACUAUGGAUGAGCGGAGCCCGCUGGUCACCUACAAGCUCAGCCUGUCCACGGAGGAGCGCGGCAGCCGGAAUGUCCCGUCCCGGGGCAGCGGGCAGCGCGCGGGCACCCCAAAACUCUCCACCUUCCUGGGGGUGGUGGUGCCCACCCUGCUGGCUAUGUUCAGUGUGGUGCUCUUCCUCAGGAUAGGAUUUGUCGUGGGACAGUCUGGUCUGUAUGAGACGGUGGGCAUGCUAAUCCUCUCCUAUUUUAUCAUCGGUAUGACUGUGCUGUCAGUCUGUGCCAUAUCAACCAAUGGAGCUCUGGACGCUGGUGGAGCCUACUACAUGAUCAGCAGGGCUCUGGGACCUGAGUUUGGUGGCAGUAUUGGUAUCAUGUUCUUUUUGGCUAAUGUCUGUGGAAGUGCUCUUUACAUUCUUGGUCUGGUAGAGACCCUCGUGGCGCUGUUUGGGAUCUCAGCAGGAGAAGUUGGAAAAAGUGGACUCCAUGUGUUGCCACAGAGCUAUUGGUAUGAGUUCCUUUAUGGCACUGUUCUACUAUUCCUGUGCCUCUUGGUUUGCCUGGUUGGAGCCAGUAUAUAUGCUAAGGCCACCUUUCUCAUUUUCAUCAUCGUCAUGGUGGUUCUGAUCACCGUCUUUAUCAGCUUCUUUGCUGUAAAAGAGAAAGUUGUUUCCAUUGUUACUACUGAUUCUAAUGGUACCCAUUACCUCAACGGAACAUUUACUGGCUUCAAGCUGUCCACUCUCAAGGACAACGUAUAUCCACAGUAUGCCAGGGACUACACUACAGGAAGAAUAAUGAGCUUUACCACAGUCUUUGCCGUCAUGUUCAAUGGUUGCACUGGGAUUAUGGCAGGAUCAAACAUGUCAGGGGAUUUGAAGAACCCAAGCUACUCUAUACCCAGAGGAACAAUAACAGCCGUGAUCUUUACCUACAUAAUCUACAAUGUGCUAGCCCUAGUCAUCAGCUGUACAUGUGACAGGACUCUGCUGCAGAAUGAUUACAGCUUCUUACGAGAUAUUAAUGUCUGGCCUCCUCUUGUCACUAUUGGAAUUUGCUGCUCAACUCUUUCAGCUUCCAUGAGUAACUUGAUAGGAGCCUCCCGUAUUCUGUAUGCAAUGGCAAAGGAUGAGCUGUUUGGAAAACUGUUAUUACCAGCAAAGAAAACCUCGAAGGGUGGUAACCCAUGGAUGUCUGUCAUCAUGUCCUGGUUUUUGGUACAGCUGGUGUUGUUUGCUGGGAAGUUAAACACCAUUGCAGCAAUUGUGACAAUUUUCUUCUUGCUGGUGUAUACUGCUGUGGGCCUUGCCUGUCUGGCGCUGGAAUGGGCAUCCGCACCAAAUUUCAGGCCAACAUUUCGCUACUUCACUUGGUACACUUGUAUCCUCGGGAUUCUGGGUUGUGUGACCAUGAUAUUCCUUAUAAAUGCCAUCUAUGCAUCUGCCAGCAUUGUGUUCAUGUUGAUCCUGCUCCUGUGUCUACACUACUUAUCUCCCAGUCAUAGUUGGGGAUUUAUAUCUCAAGCGCUCAUCUUCCAUCAGGUCAGAAAGUACUUGCUCAAGCUAGACGUACGUAAGGAUCACGUAAAGUUUUGGCGUCCUCAGAUUCUCUUACUAGUUUCCAAUCCACGCAGCCACAACAACCUGAUCACUUUUGCAAACGAUCUGAAGAAAAGUGGACUUUUCGUUCUGGGACAUGUGAGUUUAGAAGAGUUGGAUGUGCUCCCUUCUGACCCUCUUCAGACCCAAACAGACCUCUGGCUACAGCUAGUUGAUGAGCUCAACAUCAAGGCGUUUGUCAAUCUGACAUUAUCAGACUCUGUGAGAUACGGGGCUCAGCAGUUGCUCUUUAUUUCCGGAUUAGGUGGAAUGAGGCCAAACACUGUUAUCAUGGGGUUUUAUACCCGCUCUUCAUCAGAAGAGCUUCUAAGGGAUGAACUUGAAGUGGACCAAGGUAGAUCGCCUCCAUUUAAGCAAACCUCAGCUGGGAGGAAGCAGACAACUGAAAAUUUCUCACCCUGGGAAUAUGUUGCCAUUAUAUCAGAUUCUAUUAAGAUGUCCAAAAAUGUUGUGCUAGCAAGGUAUUUCUCAGAGUUUGACAGGACCCGUGUCUGCAGCCUGAAGGGUAAAGAGACAUAUAUAGAUGUGUGGCCAUUAAAUCUUCUGCGACCAGACAGUGCCACUUAUGUGAACACCUGCAGUUUAUUUCUUCUUCAGAUGGCUUGUGUACUAAAUAUGGUAAGAUCUUGGAAAAAAGCCAAGCUGCGUUUGUAUCUCUGUGUAGAGAGUGACAGUGGUCUGCAUGGCCAGGAAAUUAAACUGAAGCAGCUACUUAAGGAUCUUCGCAUCAAAGCCUCCAUCCAUACAGUUGUGUGGGACCCGGUUGUUGCUCUUCACUGGCAUAAGCAGGUGGUAGAAAACUCAGAAACUGCAGCAGAGUCUUACCUGAACUUCCCAAACAAUUCAAUAAGGGUAUCCAGUGACUAUUUGGAAGCUGUUAAUCAGAUGAUUCUGGGACAGAACUCCAACCUUCCUCCAGCUGUUAGAUUCUUGUAUCUUCCUCGUCCACCUGCAGACACAUCUGUCUACAACAGGUUCCUGUACCAGGUAGAGAUGAUGAGCAGAAAUUUGGGACCAACUUUGCUUAUUCAUGGGGUCACUCCUGUUACAAGCACUGAGCUCUAAUGUAUCUGUAAACUUGACCUGAACUUGUCUGUGCUCCUAAAAAAUGGGCAUUUACUUAGCAGAGAAAAUUUAAGGUGACCUCACUUUAAUACACACUUUGUGAACCGCAGUUGUUCUCAUACAUAUUUUAUUCUGCUGCCAUUUGUUUUGAUAAUUGAUAUGAUUGAUAAUUGUUUCCUCUUGCUUAGAUAAAACAUGAGCUUUGCAUUUUUGCCAAAUAAAGAUUACCAAU
Molecule: messenger RNA, 3211 nt
Organism: Bufo bufo (common toad)
Lineage: Eukaryota; Metazoa; Chordata; Amphibia; Anura; Bufonidae
Product: solute carrier family 12 member 9-like
Exons: 13
Coding region: 301-2979 (892 amino acids)
Biological process (GO): potassium ion homeostasis; chloride ion homeostasis; chloride transmembrane transport
Cellular component (GO): membrane
Molecular function (GO): potassium:chloride symporter activity
Source: RefSeq, a predicted model, not a curated record